Messenger RNA from Candidula unifasciata, 1659 nucleotides. NCBI's taxonomy places the organism in Eukaryota, Metazoa, Mollusca, Gastropoda, Stylommatophora, Geomitridae. The record is from the annotation of a GenBank genome assembly.
AUGGGAGCUGCACAAAGCAAGAAACGCAAAAGGGAUAGAAAAAGAAAAAAGAAAUUGCAGAUAGGAAUGACUUCAGAUUUCGACAUGCCGCGCAGCGCUAGUGUUGAUGUCCUUCGGACGCUGAACAUCUCUGCUGCCUGCUGCUCUCACUGUCAGCAGUUACGAGAGAGAACAAUUUGUCGAUCUCUAGGUGGCUCACAUCAUCUGCUUAGCCACACCUGUUGGCACGGAGCCCGCAGUGACACUAGUAGCAGGAGGGACGGAUAUGAAUCUGGUCCCUGUUGUUCAGCCUCGGCUCAUUGUCUGACAGCCUCUAUCGCAGGUCUGGAAAUUGAACGGAGCACCAUGUCGCUGAAUAGGAAUUUUGCUGGCAGAAGUUCAAGGUUUAAUGAGUCCAAAAGCUCUGAGUUUAAUGAGUUGUUGGAAAUUCUCAAGCAUCACGGAGGACAAGGGGGCCAUUCUCCAUCACCAGAAAGUGCAAUAAUACAGAGUCAAGCAAAUGAGAACAAUGAUGAUGAUAUCAUUGUUGCUCCAGCGACUGUCACAACAACACCAACAGUGGUGUUAACAUCCACUGAAGAUUCUCAGUCUGGAAAUACCGACCAGCCAGUUCAAGGUCAGAAAAAGACCAUCAGCAUCUUAGAGGACGAGGAAUCAAGACUUGCCAGAUGGGAACGUCAGAAGCUGAUGACGCAGCAACUGCGGACACUUCGCAGACAUAUACAACAACAAGAAGCUGCAGGAAGAGUUGAACACAGUGCACUGCCAUUUGAAAUUUUGAGCAGCACCAAGAAGACAGAAGUUUCUAGCGCACAAAACAUAUCAGUUGAACAUGCACCCGUGUUGACUUCUGAUACUUUUGAAAAUUCUGCUAGUUCUUCACCUGAGUCAAAAGAAUCCUCAAACGCUUCUCGCCGUAUCUUGAGAAGUAAAUUCUCUAGGAUGAGCAACUACCGGUAUUUAGACAAUCACCCUAUUUUGUCUAAACUUCAAAAUGAACAGAAUAACAGACUUGAAACCAUGGAGCGGAGGAUGAAAGAAAUUCGAAUCAGUGCCAUGCAAGAAGCAGAGAGGAGAAAAUUUGCAGAGAUAUUCCCUGCAAAGGAGGAUAACUCUAGAACAGAGAGAAUGUUGCAGGAGGCUAAAGAAACACUGGAGAAGUUAAAAGCAGAGAAGAGAAAGAAACAAGAAAUGCAACAAAAACAGAAAGCACAGUUAACAAUCACAAGUGCAGGUUCAAACCGAUUGUAUUCAGAUACUCAUGAUGAGGACUCUAGAACAGAUGAUGACUCAGGGGACAUCAUCCCAGUUCAUUUCAUGCCAAAAGUAGGAGACAUUUCACCUCCGAGCAGUGAUACAACACUGAUCCAUCAAGAGGCACAGAGCUCCAAGUCCCAAGCGAAAAAUGUGAAGUCACGUGAUAAAAGCAGCACGUCACACUGGCUAAAUGAGGCAUGGCCUAACAUUAAUUUAGGUAAGUUCCUAGGCAACCCACUGACUUGGUUUCUCUUGCCGUUUCUGAUGUUUCCCUUGAUAUUGCGGCUGCUGCUGUCCUUGGUCAUCAACACGAGCAACAACAACAGCCACACCAGUAACAGCAGCAGCAGCAGCGACAGCUUCAACGCCAACGGUGUUGAUACGCAUGAAAAGAAGCUAUAG